Molecule: messenger RNA, 1872 nt
Organism: Perca fluviatilis (European perch)
Lineage: Eukaryota; Metazoa; Chordata; Actinopteri; Perciformes; Percidae
Exons: 13
Coding region: 463-1872 (469 amino acids)
Source: RefSeq, a predicted model, not a curated record
CAUACAGCUCACCUAUUCAUUUAGCCUAUAACACGACAGAAGUUACAUGAUGUCAGUGAAUUAAUUAUGUUGAAUGAACAAUGAAGUUCAGGGACAGUGCAAUGCACAGUCAAGCUCAGCCAGGGUAUCCAGGCAGGACACAUCCCAGGAACCACAAUUGCACAAUGCGGUGCGUGGACCUGCACAGGCACCUUCAGGGACUGCAGUUCAAAAGAAUAUGGCCAGGUGUUUCCCUGGACUAUUUAAAGAUAAGCAGAAGUGUAGGCCUCCUUCGCGAUUGUCUAAAAAAAGGUCAGGCACCAAAACAACGCCAAUCCAAUUCUUUCUUCUGGACAGCCCAACUGAGAGAACCCCCAAACCAUCUGAUGAGCUAAUGCUUUUACAAGCUGGGUUAGGAAGAAGGACUGUAAAUGUUCCAGAGGAUGCUUGCCAUAAUGAGAUUACACACAUUCUUUCUGAGACAUGUCAGAACUGGAGGGUGCCUGGAUGCUGCACAAAGCCAUGGGAGGAUCAGGUCAACGGAAACUCAACUUGUUGACACCUGAAGAGGAAGGAUACACAGGGGCCAGCCUUGUGAAGAGCUGGGGAGGCAAGGGCUGUCUCUACAUUAUGCCCAUCCAGAACACACUGGACAUUUCUCCCCUACCCUUCACAGCUCUGGAGUUCCAGGCCAUGCCGAAAGCCCGGUGUGUGUCAUGCCAGGAGUAUGUGCCUCUGCAGCUCCUCGGUCUCCAUGUCAAGACAUGUAUCCAGUCUAAAGUCAAGGUUGAGACCCACAGUGAUGAUGACACUAUCAACUUGGAUGACGAAGUGGCAUCUGAUGAUGUGCAGCCAUCACAUUUGGAGAGUAAGGUUGCUUGUCCAUUGUGCAGUCAACUAUUUACAAAAGACGACAUCCAUGUGCAUGCAAGUGUCUGCGGGGAGAGCAACACAAAUGAGGAAGAUGCAGAUAUUAGUGAGGACACCGAUGAGCACUUCGGAAGCGUAUCAGACAUCCUGAUGUCACUUGAAAAGAAAGUUGACACAUCCCGGUCAUUCAACAUCAAUGUGACAAGAGAGGACCUGUUUCAAAGGGGGCUGAAACAGUGGGCCAGGCAAAAACAGGCCUCCCCAAAGAAUCUCCUCAGGAUGCGACUCUACUUUCAGGUGGAAAAUGCAGAAGGAGGAGAAAGGCUGAUAGACUUAUCAGAUGCGAUUGUGGCAUGUGGCUACACUGGGCUAAUAAAUGUUGACCAAAAAAAGGCCAUCACAGAUGCCAUCGCUUUGCAUGCACUGGUGAGGCUGAUCCCGAUCUUGAACCAGCUGCGUGAGGGAUUGAGGCUCUACGGAUUAGAUGAGGUGUUAGCACGGCACACCCAGAUGUGCCAGCAGCUCUUUGUCCCCGGCCACUUACAGGAAGUGAAUGUAGACUUCCUUCUGCUUGCGCUAUCUCCUGAUUUCAGUGAGGAAGGGUCUGUGAGACGGCAGCGAGAGAUGCAGAUCAUCAAUUUUCUGCAGGAUUUCUUGCAAAAGUUGGAAGACAGAGAAGCAGACAGCCAAGAAGAGGGCAGCCCUGAAGGUCAAAGUCACGUGGCAGCUGUGCAUGGAACAAAUGGUGGGGGGGAGCGCCUGUCAGUCCGGAGCUUCCUUCAGUGGGUCACAGGUCAGGCACAUGUUCCACUGAUCGAAUCCAAGAGAGAGGCAAUCAAGAUAACUGUUAAUUUUGAUCAUGACUGCGACUCCCGCUAUGGGGCACAUAGCCUUUGUUACCCCAUUGUCAAUGCUUGUGCUGUUGCCAUUACAUUUCCAACACGCCACUUAGCCACCUCCCAAGAGUUUGAAAACAACCUAACUGAGGCAAUCUGUGGUGGUUACAAGUUCAGCAGACACUAA